Cucurbita maxima (winter squash) is the source of this 2820-nucleotide messenger RNA. RefSeq names its product microtubule-associated protein 70-1-like. Gene Ontology annotation, molecular function: microtubule binding. The record is from RefSeq and is a predicted model, not a curated record. Gene Ontology annotation, biological process: cytoskeleton organization. The transcript is spliced from 11 exons. NCBI's taxonomy places the organism in Eukaryota, Viridiplantae, Streptophyta, Magnoliopsida, Cucurbitales, Cucurbitaceae. Bases 417 to 2321 code for a protein of 634 amino acids.
ACCUUCCCCACACACUGACACGGCCUCUCGAAUUUGUAGAGAGAUAGAGAGGGAGAGAGAAACGCGCGCCAGAGGAAGCAGAGCUCCCAUUUCCCAUCUUUUUCUCUCUAGACUCAUUUAUUCCAUUCGUAGAGAGAGGAUUUUAGCCUUAUUUAACGAACCCAAUUCCUGAUUUCUACCCUCCUCCUUUCUUUUUCUUUUUCUCUCUCUUUCUCGAGAUUUCGUCUGUAUUUGUAUCCAUACCUGAGUUUAAGGGUAUUAUAUUGUUCUGUUUCUCUUUGUUUUUUUGUUCUUAAUUAUGUGGUGAAUGUAAUGUACCAUUUUUGAGAUUGGAGCGGAAGCGUUUUUGGAUCCUGGGUUGGACUUGCACUGAAUGUGAAGGGGGGGAGAAGGGAGAGAUUCGGGUAGAUCAGGUUAUGGCGGAGAUAUCUGGUGAUGGAGAUGGGUUUCUGCCGGAGGUUAGUAACGGACGGGCGGUGGAUUCUCAGGCUACGUCGACGCCGAUUUCUGCACCGAAUCCGACGCCGUUGACGGUUUCGGGAUCUUUCAGGGAGGGGAAAAGCUCGUCGCGGCGGCGGACGUCGGUUAGGCCGAGUAUGGACGCCGACGACUUCUUGAACUUGUUUCAUGGCUCGGAUCCGGUGAAGGUGGAGCUCAAUCGCCUUGAGAAUGAAGUGCGAGAUAAGGAUAGAGAGCUCGGGGAAGCUCAGGCGAAGAUCAAGGCUUUGAAGUUAUCUGAGCGGCUUAGAGAGAAGGCAGUUGAAGAGCUGACGGAAGAACUAUCAAAGGCCGAGGAGAAAUUAAAGUUGACAGAAUCUCUUCUUGAAAGCAAGAAUCUUGAAAUAAAGAAAAUCAAUGAUGAGAAGAAGGCUUCAAUGGCAGCUCAAUUUGCCGCUGAAGCCACUCUUAGGAGGGUACAUGCUGCUCAAAAGGAUGACGACAUGCCUCCAAUUGAAGCCAUUCUUGCACCUUUGGAGGCUGAACUCAAGCUUGCACGACAGGAGAUCGCAAAGCUUCAAGAUGACAACAAAGCACUGGAUCGUCUAACCAAAUCAAAGGAAGCGGCUUUGGUUGAUGCUGAGAGGACUGUUCAAAGUGCCCUGGCCAAGGCCUCUAUGGUGGAUGAUUUACAGAACAAAAAUCAAGAGUUAAUGAAACAGAUAGAGAUUUGUCAGGAAGAAAACAAAAUCUUGGACAAGAUGCACCGUCAGAAAGUUGCAGAGGUUGAAAAAUUAACGCAAACUGUGAGGGAGCUGGAGGAGGCUGUUCUUGCUGGUGGUGCGGCAGCAAAUGCUGUGAGAGAUUAUCAGCGCAAAGUUCAGGAGAUGAAUGAGGAAAGGAAAACUCUGGACAGAGAGUUGGCUCGUGCAAAGGUAUCAGCCAACAGAGUGGCUGUUGUAGUAGCAAAUGAAUGGAAAGAUUCAAAUGACAAGGUUAUGCCAGUAAAACAAUGGCUGGAAGAACGAAGAUUUUUGCAGGGAGAAAUGCAGCAACUUCGUGAUAAACUUACUAUCUCUGAGCGAGCUGCAAGGUCUGAAGCACAAUUGAAGGAGAAGUAUCAACUGCGACUUAGAGUGCUUGAAGAGAGUUUGAGAGGGUCAUCUGGUAGUAGUAAUCGAAGUGCUCCUCCAGAGGGGAGAAGUGUAAGCAAUGGCCCCUCUCGUCGACAGUCUCUCGGGGGAAUUGACAAUGUUUCGAAAUUAACUUCCAAUGGUCUUUUACCCAAAAGGACACCAGGUUCUCAGUUUAGAUCUUUGUCCUCAAGCAGUAGCACAGUGUUGAAACAUGCUAAGGGCACGUCAAAAUCAUUUGAUGGAGGCACAAGGUCAUUGGACCGAGGGAAGGUGUCAUUAAAUGGACUUCUACCCAGUUAUUCAUUCAAUCGGUCCUGUGAUGCAAGUAAGGACAGUGAAGUAAAUAAUGAUUGGAAAAGUAAUCCUGAUGAAAAGGGAAAUGAGUCUCCAACACCUGGGACCGAAGACAGUGUUCCAGGCAUGUUGUAUGAUUUACUCCAAAAGGAGGUUAUAGCAUUGAGAAAAGCUGGUCAUGAGAAAGAUCAGAGCCUUAAAGACAAGGAUGAUGCCAUUGAGAUGUUAGCAAAGAAGGUAGAGACACUGACGAAAGCAAUGGAGGUUGAGGCAAAGAAGAUGAGAAGGGAAGUAGCUGUCAUGGAGAAGGAGGUAGCAGCUAUGCGUGUAGAGAAAGAGCAGGAGAACAGGGCAAAGCGAUUUGGUGGUAGCACCAAGGGCCCCGUUACUGCAGCACAAUUACUUCCUGGAAGAAGCAUUGGACGAGGUGGGUUGAAUCGCAGCACUCAAUGACACGAAACCGAAUCUGCAUUUGUUCGACCACGAGUUUCCACAUGGCUUAUGAUCCUUGAUCUUUUUUCUUUCUUACUCUAUAUUCUAUUUUCUUCCUCAUGAUUGAUCAUAGUAGUGUAACCCGCACGCCGAUGACUCCCUGUGUAUGUUAGAAUUGUUGCCUUACAGAAAAAAAAGGAAAGAUUUGGAAAGACGACGCUUCAUUCACGAGGAGGUAAUUGGUAACGCAUCUGACUUAGGAUUGUCAUCCCUCUGUUUAAAGAUGAGCAAAGAAGGGGAGAAAGAAGAGGUUAAAAGGGAAGAAUAGUUGACUUGUUGUCUAACCCACCUUCUGUGAAGUUUGUUUCUGAGUGAUCCAGUGAUUGUGUGAUUUGUAUAGGUAGCCUCCCUACUUAUUGGAAUCUUUUACUUUGUUUCUUCUAUUGUCAUAUUCAGUUGAUAUAUGAUUAUGUAAUCUGCAAUGUGUGUUGUUGGUUAAUAUAUUCUUGUUGUCACACCA